Molecule: messenger RNA, 1077 nt
Organism: Colletotrichum chrysophilum
Lineage: Eukaryota; Fungi; Ascomycota; Sordariomycetes; Glomerellales; Glomerellaceae
Exons: 2
Coding region: 1-1077 (358 amino acids)
Source: RefSeq, a predicted model, not a curated record
AUGGAAGAUCCUCUCUCCAUCGCCGCUAGCGUGGCGGGCCUCAUUACUCUUGCCGCCUCCACUACGAAACUGGCCAAGACAUUGUCGGAUCGAUACAACGAGAAAGCCGCUGCUUCAGUGAGGGGAAACGUCGAGACUCUUGAUUCGGCGCUGAUCCGAAUCAACAGGAGUCUCGAGCACCAAGCAUUCGAUCAUCCUGGAGAGGAGAUUUUGAGGCAGCCUAUCGAGUGCUGUGCGCGAACACUGAGAAACAUCGAGAUGCAGUUCCAGAAACUUGAAAUAAAGGGCUACUCGUGGCAUAGUAUGAGAGGGAGGAUUGCUCGUCCAGAGGUGUUGAGGGAAAUCUCAACGCUACAGAUUACGCUGGAGGGGCAGAAGACAACGCUAUUGAUCGCAAUGCAGAACUGCACCGGAGAGAGUCAGAGCAAGAUGCUGCACAUGAUAUUCAACGCCAUUGAGGAACUCAGAGCCAUCAUUGAAAGAGAGAAGCCCAUGGACACGUCUCCUCAGGAAAUUGACAAUGACGUGCUCGCCAAUUCAAUGAGAGCAGACUUCGGCUACGCAAGCACUCCAUCUGUGGUGCAUGUGCAUCCCUCUUUUGAUGACUGGCUCUCAACAUGGGCAACACCAGACGACCAAGAUGGCCAGCCUACAUCCUUAACUGACCAAUCACCAAAGGAAGGACAUCUAAAUUCGGAAUCUGGCACUGCAUCUAGCCGGCCGCUGCAGAACGUGAAGUUGAUCAUCGAAGGUCUCCCGCAAGCAGCCCAGGAAGGAAAUGCGACAAGUGAGAUCACCACACCCGCAAACACACCAUUGUAUGAUAUCAUGUUCCAACUCGAUAAGGAGUACCUACAACCACCUAAACGUGACCGCUCUGACAAUCUUCAAGGACCUGACCGAAUCUGCGGUUUCGCGAUCGUGGAUAACGGAACCAAGGUUGCACCAUUCAUGCCUUGGAGCACCUCGUUCGUGGUGGUCAUGGAGGGCCCAAGUUGCUACGACGUUCAGUCUGGGCUCAAGAUCAACCACAACGAGAGUUUGGUUCACUUCUACAAUGGCUGUGUGCGUAGAUGA